This is a messenger RNA of Glycine soja, 2973 nucleotides long. Its product is annotated as transcription factor bHLH155-like. Gene Ontology annotation, biological process: regulation of DNA-templated transcription. The record is from RefSeq and is a predicted model, not a curated record. Gene Ontology annotation, molecular function: protein dimerization activity; DNA-binding transcription factor activity. The transcript is spliced from 10 exons. The coding region runs from base 229 to 2676 and encodes 815 amino acids. NCBI's taxonomy places the organism in Eukaryota, Viridiplantae, Streptophyta, Magnoliopsida, Fabales, Fabaceae.
UCUUAGAUUUGAUUGAAAGUGAGAAUAGGCCAAACCUGACAACAUUUUUGUUCAGACUUUGCCUUUCCUUUUCUUCCUGUGUUUGACAUUUCUGAGUGAAUAUUCGCUUUUACUGGCCCUCCCUCCCUCCCUCCCUUCAAUUCACCAAUUUCUGUUUCUGCUAUAUAGAUUAUAGACUAUACUUGUUCAUGCAUCGAUAGAUAAUUAUAACCAUUUAGUUAGUGGCAAAUGACGAUGGCAAUGACAAUGCCUCUUACUCUACGGAAUAAGCUCAAGACUCUUUGUACUUGUGGUGAUGGCUGGUCUUAUGCUAUUUUCUGGCGCUUUCAUCCACGGAAUUCCUUGUUGUUGACUGUGGAAGAAGCAUACUAUGAAGAGCAUCUGGGAGAAGAAAUUGCCAACAUGCAUCCGCAGGUCCACCUUCUGGGUGAAGGAAUUGUAGGUGAAGCCGCUUCCACGGGCAAGCACAGUUGGGUGCACUCAGAUGGUCAAACUCAUGAUUGGAAUUUGACUGGCCAAAAUAUUUGUGAGGAUGAUUCUGAAUUUCAGCAACAGUUCUCCUCUGGGAUAAAGACUAUUGUGGUGGUACCUGUCAAAGCAUGGGGAGUGGUACAGUUUGGAUCCAGAAAGAAGAUCUUAGAGAAAGUGGAAUUUUUGGAGCAAACACAAAGCGUGCUAACAGAUAUGGAUGAUGAUAUGGGUAUGUUUGACAUGCCGGGAAAUUCAGUUUUACCACUAGAUUGUGAAAAUAAUGAUUUAAAUGGGUUGUGGGAUUCCAUUUCUUCUGCAAAUCCCAACAAUUCCUUCCCUUCCCAAUAUAUGACUUAUGACAAAGCAAUGGUUUCAUUGCAAGAAGAUUCUUCUUAUUUUAGUGACCAAUUGAAAGGUACCAUGGAAGCUCAAAUUGUAUUAUCAGAUAGGGAUAGUGCUGAUGUGCUUUUGAAGCCUAACUCUUCUACAAACAAAUUAAUUGCCGAAAACCCCUAUUUUGGUGUAUGUGGUAGUGAAUUAUCUUCUUUUAAUUUGUUGGAGCAACAAUUGGUAUCCUGUGUAAGUGCACAAGAAGAUGCAGAUGCGUGUUUUACAAACCAAAAUGAUUUUGCUGCCAGCAAACUUCUAGUUCAGGAUUCAGCAUUGACCUCACUGUGCAGUAUGGACAGAGGGUCAUUUCAAGGCAAAUUACAAAAUUCACUGGAUAACCAAUAUCCAACUCAGUCUGGUGUUGUGAUAGAUGUUGAUUUUUCCUCAAGUUCAAAUGCAUUGCAUGGACUCUCUGAGAACUUAGAGCCAGUUGAUAUGUCAGAAGAAAUUUUGAAUUUCAGCCCUAUGGAAGAUCUUUGCCAGUGGUUUGGUCCUUCUCCCGAGGAUAGUAUCUGCGAAGCAGUAAUUGCCUUGGAUAACAACUUUUCUGAAUCAACAGAAUUUAAUCCCACUUCCUUUGAUCUGGUUGGAAGUAGUUCUUUAAAUGAUAUUUCAGUGACAUGCCUAGCAGAGCAUAAUUCCAACUCAAAUGGGAAAGAAGCAUCUGUGGUCAUGCAAAGCACUGAAAAAGGUCUCUUUGAUAGCAUGGAAUUUGAUUUUAGCUAUGAUCAAGGUGAUGAAUGGUGGGGGAAUAUGCUUUCACCAGUGGUGAGUGGUGUUACUGAUACUGGCUUCUCUGAAUGUGUAUCAGAGUUGAAUACUACUGAUGCAUUGACUGGCACCCGGAAGAGAUUAUUCUCAGAGUUAGGAAUUGAAGAGCUUUUGAGGGGUGGAGCAAAUUACAAUCCUUUUAAUAGUUCUGAACUUGAGUAUGAGUUAUCACCCAAUAAGAGCGAGACGGUAGAAUCUUCAUCAGUGAAUAGAAAUCCAAUACAUUUCACCAACUUUCAUUGGCCUGGGGCUAGAGCAGACUUGACACAGCGACUUUGUGACUUAGACAACACAAACAAUCUUCCAACCAAGAAAGAUAAAUUCCCAAAAUUACAAACAGGCAUGUGGAUUGAUGAUAGUCAUAGCAUUAAUAUUGGGAAGGCUGUACCAGUGCACCCUCAAAAGCCAGAGGAACCCAGAAAGCCAUCCAAGAAGAGGGCUAGGCCGGGGGAGAGUACUCGACCGCGGCCAAAAGAUCGUCAGCAGAUCCAAGACUGUAUCAAAGAGUUGAGACGAAUUAUCCCCAAUGAUGGAAAGUGUAGCAUUGAUUCUUUGUUAGACCGCACCAUCAGAUACAUGCUUUUCUUACAAAGUGUCCUCAAGUAUUCAGACAAGCUACAGGAACCAAAUGAGCCAAAGCUUAUUGAGCAGGCAAAGGAAGUGGUUUUAAAAGACAGUGGUGCGGCGGAUAGCAAAAACGGGGGCAUUACAUGGGCAUAUGAAGUGGCACACCAAACAAUGCUAUACCCAGUUAUAGUUGAGGACAUGAGUCUACCUGGUCAAAUGCUUAUAGAGAUGCUUUGUGAGGAGCAAGGCUUCUUCCUUGAGAUAAUUGACAAGAUUCAGCGUUUCGGGCUGAAUAUCUUGAAAGCCAAGAUGGAAAGAAGGAAGACCAAACUUUGGGCACGCUUUAUUGUUGAGGCAAACAGACCCGUGACAAGGAUAGAGGUGUUUUUGUACCUAAUCCAUCUUCUACAGGAAACAAACACCUCUGGCAUUGAUUCUUCUAAUAAGCAUUGCGAUGUUAUUGAGGCCAAUAUUUAGGAAAGAAGAGGAUUAUCAACCCAUUUCCACAGGUCCCAGAAACAGGAUCCAUGUGUGUACAUAGGUGAUAAUAGGUUAGGAUACACUUAGCAAAAAUUGUAGGUAAUCUGUGUUAGUGAUGAAAUGAAAUCUUAGGUGCAAAGUUAUGCAUAAUGAAAUUUCUGAGAAUGCAAGAGGUGGUACAUCUGCCUGCAAAACAUGUUAAUGAAGCGAACAAGAUAAUUCAAUUGGUCUAUGCUUUAACUCCGCCGGUGUUCACGCUGUUUCAUUUAAUAAUUAUAAUACUUUAAAAGAAUA